Molecule: messenger RNA, 4220 nt
Organism: Pristis pectinata (smalltooth sawfish)
Lineage: Eukaryota; Metazoa; Chordata; Chondrichthyes; Rhinopristiformes; Pristidae
Gene: alpl
Product: alkaline phosphatase, biomineralization associated
Exons: 14
Coding region: 344-1990 (548 amino acids)
Biological process (GO): dephosphorylation
Cellular component (GO): plasma membrane
Molecular function (GO): alkaline phosphatase activity
Source: RefSeq, a predicted model, not a curated record
ACCCCCCUGAUAUAAAGGAGGCACUUCAGCUACCGAGCUGCUCAGCGCCGGCUGCUCUCUCCACAGCCGCAUCUUCUCCACCUUCUGAGAGCACUUCACAAAAGAAACGACACCUCUCAAAUUCAUCAGCCUUAACGGAUUUAAAGGGCUACUCCCAGCAGGCUGAACUCGAGUGUUUUCCUUAUUCCUGAUUCUGAGACCGGUCACAGUUGGUUCGCAGCUCAACAACUUGCAUCACAGGAAGACUACAGCUGAUAGACCAGAGAAGAACACUUGAGGGCUUUGGUGCAAACGUCUCCGAGAGUUGGAUCGCUUGAAGCAGAGUUAAUUUUCUGGAAAUACAAUGAAGGUUCUAUUGCUGUUGAUUGCUGGUCUGAAUCUCAUCUGUGCAUUCAUCCCAGGCAAUAUACCCGCCGGACUCAAGAAAAAGCGAAUCUAUCAUCAGAUGCGCCUCCCACCACCAGAGCAUGAAAUGAGCCCAGCAUUUUGGAGGAACCAAGCCCAGGAAACAUUGAAACGGGCUCUCAACUUACAAAAGCUCAACACCGGCGUUGCAAAAAAUAUAAUUCUUUUCCUAGGGGAUGGGAUGGGAAUCCCCACGGUGACCGCUGCUCGAAUUCUGAAAGGCCAAUUGGAAAACAAGAAUGGAGAGGAAGGUUUCUUGGAAAUGGACAAGUUCCCACAUGUAGCUCUUUCAAAGACCUAUAACACCAACGCCCAGGUACCUGACAGCGCUGGCACAGCAACAGCCUACCUGUGUGGCGUUAAGGCAAAUGAAGGCACCGUGGGCGUGAGUGCAGCCUCAGUACGUAGACAAUGCAACACCACCUUCGGCAAUGAAGUGACAUCCAUUCUGAGAUGGGCAGAAGAUGCUGGUAAAUCCACGGGCAUCGUUACGACAACACGGGUGCAGCAUGCCACGCCCAGUGCUGCCUACGCACAUUCUGUGAAUAGGGACUGGUACUCAGAUUCUGACAUGCCUGUGGAAGCACUAGAGCAGGGCUGCAAGGACAUCGCGCAACAGCUCAUUUACAACAUUCCUGGUAUCGAGGUGAUAAUGGGUGGUGGCAGGAAGUACAUGUUCCCAAGAGACUCUCCUGAUGUUGAAUAUCCAGACGAGUGGAAAGCAAAUGGUUCCCGGCUCGAUGGAAAGAACCUGGUGGAGGAAUGGAAACAUUCAAAAAAGGGCAAGAGAGCUCAUUAUGUCUGGAACAGAGAGCAGUUGAAAAAACUCGACCUGAACAAAGUGGACCACCUAAUGGGACUUUUUGAACAUGGUGACCUGCAGUAUGAGCUGGAAAGAAAUAAAACUACUGACCCCUCACUCGAAGAGAUGGUAACAGCGGCUGUCAGGAUUUUGAGCCGGAAUCCGAAAGGCUUCUUCUUACUUGUGGAAGGUGGCAGGAUAGACCACGGGCAUCAUGAAGGGAAAGCCAAGAUGGCUCUAUACGAAGCAGUCGAGAUGGACAAAGCCAUUGGGAGAGCUGGCUCGUUGACGAGAGACACUGAUACAUUAACAGUCAUUACUGCCGACCAUUCUCACGUUUUUACCUUUGGCGGCUAUACCUUUCGAGGAAGCAACAUAUUUGGCCUUGCUCCAUAUUUAAGUGAUGUGGACAACAGGCCAUUCACCUCUAUACUAUAUGGAAAUGGACCUGGCUAUGCAGUGCAAAAUGGAGAGAGGCCAAAUGUUUCAACCAGUGAGAUCAACGAGAACAAUUACCUGGCGCAGUCGGCCGUGCCCUUGAGACAGGAAACCCACGGAGGAGAAGACGUUGCCAUAUUUGCAAAAGGCCCGAUGGCUCACCUCUUCCACAGUGUGCACGAGCAGAACUAUAUACCACAUGUGAUGGCAUACGCAGCUUGCAUCGGCCAGAACAAGGACCACUGUGCUAACCUCAACACAAUACCUUGUGACAAUAGCGCAUGGGUUGCUCAGGGUACCAAUGCCAUUUUGUUAGCUCUGCUGGCACUAUUAGCCUGCGUCUAGCAGAACUAUUAUCUGGGACUCGCUGCAGGGUGGACUGUCCUGUUAGUCAGGAAAUUCCCCCACACCCCUCUUUUCAAUGCAAUGGUUAUGGUUUGUGAAGCAUUGUGGUUGGAGGAAAGAGCCACAGGAAGGGUUUUGGUGCAUCCAGAUGAAGCACUCGUUAGCUGGGGCCUUCCUGAUCACAGUGCUCCAUGGAGCAGAAUGACCAAUACCCCCACCCUCCCAUCUUCCACUCUCACUUCCCUGGCCCACCUCCUAUACCCUCCCACACAGCCUUAAAUUGAGACCUAUAAAUAAAGGCACGAACCUUAAACAAAAACCACUAGCUAACUACGUAGCAAAAUAAAUUUUUAAAGGUAAGUUCUAAUUGCAACCACUCUUGUGGUCGCUGGUUUCCUCUGUUUCUCGGUGUUCUGGGGACCUGACUCCAAGGCUUUGCUGCGUCCCUGAUGGAUGACGUCCAUGUUUGGAAUAUUGAGUGACCAGACCCUGCAGACACGCACUCUGUAACAAAACAAGGUGCUCCUAAGUUGGCACUGACACUCACCCAAACCCCAAACUGACCAGAACCAUUGUAUGAAUGAGAGCCAGCAAUGAGCUCAUCGUGAUGAGAUUCCCACUAUGUUGAAAAGGACCUUGUUUUCUUGCAUCGGUGCUGGACAGGCUCUCCAUUCCCCCACAUGAAGAUGUCAUUGCAUUAAACAUUGUAUCCCUCUUGAGCUUAAAGUGUUUAGUAAAAGGAGCAAAUAGGUUGUGAAUGAGCUGAGGAGUGGGGUGUGUGUAUUAACCUGAUGUCUAGUAUGGCCAACAUUUUUGAGUCCGUUAGAGAUUUUAAUCAAGGAAGCUGUCCCUCAGUACAAGCCAGUUGUUGGGGAUAUGCAUGACUGACCUGGUUAACAUUUCAGUAUGGAGGAGCAAUCCUCCACAGGAAGCUACCCCAGGAGAAGUUGUCUGGUUAUAACGAUGCCAGAGGAGAGGUGGCUAUCCUGGCAGACAGCAAUAAACCUUGCCUCCGCAACCCUAAACCCUAACCCCAAACGUAACAGUAUUUGCAAAGAUUAAUGCAAUCCAUAAAUCUCACCAUCUUCUGAGCACUCUAAUGGGGAGCAUCAUGAGAAAGUAUCGGUUUGCCUUACAUUGGUUUCAAACAGACAGAGCGAUGCCAGUGUAAGGAUCUUCCAAUAUAGGAUGGGGCAAAACUCAGGAAAAUUAUGUUUGCCUCUCUGCUUUGCAAGCCAAACAUUCCUCACAUGUUGUGAACAAGGUGCUAGCUGACCUUUGGAGCUCUUGCAUCAGGACAUUGAGCAUUACUCUUGCAGAAGACCCAUUCUAAUGUCUUUGUACCUUUUAAAAUAGUCAAAUGAAGCAUCUCUGUACCAAAAUAAAAAAUUGAGAAUGCUGGAAACCUGAGACAGAAACAGAUAAUGCUGGAAACAUUCAGCAGGUCAGGCAGCGUAUGUGGGAAGUUGAUGUUAUAGGCUGAAGACAAUUCAUCAGAGCAUUCUAAUGCUCAUUCUCUGGCCUAAAGAUUUAACUGUGUUUCUCUAUCCAUAGAUACUGCCCGACCUGUAGAGUAUUUUUAGCAUUUUCUGUUUUUAUCUCUGUUCCCUGAGUUGGUUUAAUAUCAGAAUAAGUCAUUAUUAGAGUCUGCAUGCGUUUUUAUUUCUUUAUGUCGAUCUCCACUUAUGGAAAGUUCUGCAUUUCUCAGUGGGGCUGACUUCAGAUCCCCAUUAGUACUUGGAGAUGUUGGAUAACCUCCUCAGGGCACUUCCUAUUUACUGUUGCUCACUUCUCCUUCUACUUUGGAUGGGAGCUGGGAUUUGGGAGGGACUGUAAGGGGUGCAAUGACUGGGGAUGCAGUCAAUGUGUCAGGUUUGCCAGAUCUGCCAUCCUGCACUGUAUUAUCACUACUCAGGGUUCCCUGAAGGAGCUCGAGCACAACGUUUGAGGUGACAUUCUUGACGGGAAUCCUGAAUUUGCCUGCUCUGCUUUGGAAUUCACUUAAGUUUCUCAAUUCAACUUAUCAAUUAGGCAUGAGUACUAGCAGAAAUCGUGGAUUUGAAACAUACAGAGAUGUGGAUAAGGAUAACCUUAUUUCUUAUCCCUUCAAAACAUUAUUCAGGAGGUGAAACAUCACAAUACUCAAAAGGUUAAAUAUAAAACAUUCUGUAAAUCAGAUUUAAAAUAUGUUUCAAAUUGUGUUCCUUUGUGUUAGUAAUAUCCCAUUUGA